This is a messenger RNA of Etheostoma cragini (Arkansas darter), 9501 nucleotides long. RefSeq lists its product as uncharacterized. Bases 1 to 9486 code for a protein of 3161 amino acids. The transcript has 40 exons. Gene Ontology annotation, cellular component: cytoplasm; nuclear pore. Gene Ontology annotation, molecular function: nucleic acid binding; GTPase activator activity. The record is from RefSeq and is a predicted model, not a curated record. Lineage: Eukaryota; Metazoa; Chordata; Actinopteri; Perciformes; Percidae.
AUGCUGGAGGAAAAGAAGGCCCGGGAUUCUCUGCGACAGGGCUCAGCGGAUGCAGGCCACCCAAAAGCGUCGAGGAUCAACAGCAGCACCCGUAACCUGGCCGAGGGUAAAACCAACCACAUCUCCAACAGCAGCACCCGUAACCUGGCCGAGGGUAAAACCAACCACAUCUCCAACAGCAGCACCCGUAACCUGGCCGAGGGAAAAACCAACCACAUCUCCAACAGCAGCACCCGUAACCUGGCCGAGGGAAAAACCAACCACAUCUCCAACAGCAGCAGCAAACCUGCACGCCGCUUUACAUUGCUAUCGGAGCGUUGUGCCCCUUCUUCUGCUCAAGGGGCCCUAACGAGCCCCCUACUUGGAGGGCUCUCAGGGAGCUCACUCCUGCUUGGCCAGCAGGCUGCAUCCUUGCGGCUGGCUCAACUGAAAGCCCAGCUAGCACUGACACAGAUAAGCAAUGCUCUUGCUGUCGGCAGCAGAGCCGCGACAUUGACAGCCAACUCCAACACAACUGCUCCUUACAUACCCACCUCCCCAACUGCUGCAGCCAUCAAUCUCCUUAACCUUCUCAAGAUUGCAAACACCAUGUCACAUCCCCUGUAUAACCCCUAUGCCCCUGGGAACCAAAGUUCCACCCAGGACAUCCUUCAGCAAUUUGGGCUUGAAAAAGAGGACUUGGAACAUCUCAUCUCCUACCCUGAAGACCAGAUCACCCCUGCUAACCUGCCGUUCAUUUUGCGGCAAAUCUGCAUUGAGAAGAACAAGAGAACUUCUACUGCAGUUCAGUCAAAACCCUGCCCCAAACCCCACAGUCAUAGUUUGAGCGGUUCUGGGGGGGCAGGGACGAACCAGAAGGGAAUGUCAUCAGCUGUUUUCCAGCAGAGUAAAGUGAUUGACUAUGGACACACUGGCAAAUAUACUGGAGCAGUUGGGGAUGAGAUUGGAAAGACCGGUAGCAGUAAAGCUAACAGUGGUGGGAGUAUGUUGCAGAUGGACACUUACGAUAGUAGCCGACAGAUUCGAGAACCGCUGCAAAAAAAUACAACAGAGGUGAAAAGCAGUGCCUUGGGAUCUUCACGUGACCAGACGAGUUCUGUUUCCAGCCUCAGCUCUUGGUAUAGUCCAAUAAUGAGCACGGUGGCUUCCCCGAGCAACGAUCAGAUCAAGCAACUGCACACCCAACUAAAACAGACGUCAGUUCUCAGCUCUUUCUCUCUGCCAAAGAAAGACACCGACAUCAGAUUUCUCAAGUCCGAAGCCCCCAAGCCUGUUCCUUUAAAAGAACCACAGGUAGACCGCCAGUCAACGUUGAAAGCCCAACCGCCGUCCACUAUGUACCGUGGUGUGCAUCCCAGCCGACCUGGCCUUGUGGUCCUUGGAAGUAAUGAAGCCAGUGGCACUAAAGGUACAAGUAAAACUCAAGGACAAGGUUCAACAGUUGCUGAGCAGGUGAAAAAGCAGCAGACACAGAAGCAGCCAGUAUUGCAGCCUGGUCAAGCGAUGUGGCCUCCGUUUUUUUCUGCUGCGACAACAGUUCCCCCUGCUUCUCAAAUUUCCAGCAUCACUAAUACCAUGAAACAUCCGCUGUUUGUCCUCGGUGGUCCUCAGCCCAGUUCUAUUCCUCCAGCUCUGGCUCGGCCAAUCCCGGGCCUGAUGAAUCUUACUCAUCUGUCCCCGCCACCUUCCAAGGUUCUACCAACGGCAGCCAUGAUGCAUGACUAUGCGGCGGCCACGCCGAGAAUCUUUCCACAUACCUGUACUCUGUGUAACAAAGAAUGUACUCGUAUGAAGGAUUGGAUUUCUCAUCAGAAUACCACCCUUCACCUUGAGAGCUGCAAACUCCUCCGAAAACGAUACCCAGAGUGGGAUGGAGAAAUAGCACUAAAACCCAGUGCUGCAGGUAAAGAUGCCAAGCCUUCGCCCGCAACUUCUUCACAGACUUCCCAGCUUCGUCAACAGAAAGUCAAGCAUGGAAGCCGCUCUCGUUCUCACUCGUCUAGCCCACAGCGCCGCCAUGGCUCAGAGGGUAGAAAGGAGAAACGCAGUAGCCGAUCACAUUCGCCGCAGAGAGCCAGAUACACUCGCAGGUCUCGGUCUCGUUCUCGUUCCCCAUGGUAUGAACGCCCUACUUCCUCUCGCUAUCGGUCACGUUCGAGGAGCCCCGAGAGACGGUCGUCACCAAGGAGGAGAGACGAGGAACGGUCCUCACCACGGAGGAGAGGCAAUAGACGAUCGUCACCAAGGAGGAGCCGUGAGAGACAACAGUCAUCGCCAAGGAGGAGUGACGAGAAGCGAUUGGGAUCAAGGAGAAGUGAUCAGAGUCGAUCCCCUCAACAAAAGAACUCAAGCAACGCAGAGAUCUUAACUAGGAAACUACUGAAAUCAUCAGCUGUCCAAUCCCUGUCAAAACAUUCUGAUCUGGAGGCCGUGGUUAAGACGCUGGCUCCUGCCUUACUGGCCGAGCUAGCCAAGAUGAAACCUUCCUCAUCUUCUACUUCCUCUUCUACAGCAAAGAAGGAGUUACCUAAAAAGCCAUGUAAAGCAAAGCCUAGCCCGCAGAAGAGCAAGGCAAGUUCCUUCACCACAACUAAGUCUGGUAAAUCUUCACCUCCAACCAUGGUGAAACUCCAAGGAAUUCGUAGUUCUAUCUCUCACAAUGAUGUGUUGGCUGCAGCGGAGCACUUUGGAAAAACCAAGUCAGUUGUACUGUUUCGGUCCAAACUGGAGGCAAUCGUGUGUUUUGAGAAAGAAGAAGACGCGAAGAAAUUGAAGAGCGUGAACAGCCUCGAUGUUAAAGGAAUGCUAAUCACUGUUGUCAGAGAACAGGAGACUGUUUCUAAAGAGCAAAAGAAGCCUCCUGAGAAAAAGCCUGCCACGUCCAGUGUUUCCACAUCGCAAACCACUAACAAAAGAAAGUUUCUUCUACCUACACCUAACAUGCAUCCGCUUAAAGGGCCCAAAACGCCUUCAUCUUUACCUUCUGGAGCCAAAAAAGCUACAACAGGCAAACAAACAAAUCAGAAAAGUGCAGCUAAAGGCUCAGUUAAAGGCCCAACGACUGUAACUAAAGCAAAAGUCUUGGUUUGCAAGGCGAAAAACGUCUCAACCAAGCCAAUAACAAAAAUGGUAACCAAAUCUGCAAAAAUGGUAAAAACAGGAAAGUUACCUGCAAAGAAAGCUGUGCAAAAGUCCAUGGUGAUGCAAAAAAAGUCCACAACUCCAGAAAAUCAGCUUGACGUAGAAAAUUCCAAGCCUAAAGAAUCAGAAACCAAGGUUCAAGAAGAUGUGCUGAAAGACACAGCCGAUGUUGAAAAAGCAAAUGUCCCAGUUUUUGAACCCAAGCAUCAGGCAGAACUUGGCAAAGCCAGUGCCGCUGAAGAUGCAGAACCAAUGGAGAUUGGGGAAAUUGCAGUUGAAGUGGCAGAACCCAUGGAAGUAGCAAGUUGUGCCAAGAACCAAGGAGAAAAAACGACAACUACAGAAGCUGUACCGACAACUUCAGAGGCAGCACCUGAAAAUGUACUUAGCAGUUCCAGUGAGAAUCAACCACCAAACAGUACAGUUGAGACCCUGCCGACCGAAACAGAUUUACCACAUGUCCAACAAAGCACCUUGUCAGAACCAGAGUCCACUGCACGAGGACCGGAGACAAAGACGGAGGCUUCACACCUUCAACAGCAGGCUGCAGGAAGUCUGACUGAAGUCGCUGAGGAGGCAAAGCUGCCAGAUAAAAGGGUGAAGACAAAGCCAAUACUAAGAGAUGAUGAUGAGGACUAUCUGACUACUGAGGAGAGGGUUAAAAGGUACUUGCGUCCAUCCAGAGUAGCGUGCCUGAAGAUGAACGCAAAAGGGCACUCGACAAAGUUGAGGUACCUUAAAAGAACGCAGUUGCUCAUAACCAACCUGCCGGAGUAUUACGACGGUUGCUACACAGAGAAGGAUCUUGCCAAUCUGCUCAUACCCUUUGGAUUUCAAUAUGCAGAUGACAACAUCAUUGUUGUUCCUCAGGCGUGCAUGGCUUUUGUCAUGAUGCCGAAUAAGAAGGAUUUUUGCAAGAUAUUGAAAGCCUCCGCAAUCAAGGGCUUUUUCCUCAGAAAAGUUAAACUUGGUCUCCAUGCAAUAGCCAGUACCAAUGACAUCAACAUGAAACCGUUUUCGUUUUAUCAAUGGCUGAUGAAGCAUGUGUAUUAUGAAGUGUUUGAUGAUGGAUUGAAAACAAUCUUCAUCAAGAACAUUUCAUGGAGUGAGUCCAACCAGCUCAGAAAAGAUUUGGAAAAAAUCAAUUCUGUUCAAAAUUUCCUGCCUCUACUCAACAAGGUAUUUAUAGAAUUUGAGUUCCCUCAUGAUGCUGAUCGGCUUGGAGUUUGGUUGAGUCUCCUGAAACAACCACCUGGCUACGAAGUCUACAGGCUAAGAAUACCAUACACGAGCUGUACGUCACAAACACCAAGACAUCCUGAGAGAGCUGUACCAGACAGCAAACGCGCUGUUGAUGGGGCAACUAUCCUGCCAGAAAGAGAGUGUGUUCCAGCUGGCAGCAUUGGACUAUUCUGGGUCACCUUGAGAGCUAGUCCUUUCCUGUUCCCCACCAUGUCUCCUUGGUUCAUCAUCCCAGAUUACCUGACAGUCCGAGGAGAGGAAGACAUUGAGAAGGCCGGUGAUCGUGGUUCCAUGAUUCCCACAAUCAUGUUGACCGGUUUACCAGAAAAAGGCUACAAGCACGAGGACGUAGCAAAGCUGGUCUGGCGUUAUUUCCCCAAACAGAACCUUCACUGCCUGUACUACAACGUGAUGGUCUUGAUGCUGCAGAGGAGGGCCUUUGUGUAUUUUCCUGAUUGGACAACAUGCUGCGACUUCGUCCGAGAUCACAUCACAAAUCCAGUUUCUGUCCAAGGCUGCACGCUCUUGGUUCACAUUAUCUUGGAACACAUGCAUCCCGAGUCCAGUGAGGAGAUGAUGUACACAACUCUGAUGAAGUUGAGCAACGCUGGAGUUCCAGACCCAACGUCUCUGGAGGAGCGGUUGCUGUGUGUGGAGGUUUCUGAGGCGUGUGUGAACGUCGUCAGGGGAGUCAUUGAAGAGGUGGCGUCCAUCGCGAACUUUGUCAGCUUUUUGCCGCUCGCCAACAGGAUAUGCAUUGAGAUGGCCGACGGCAGCUGUGUAACCGAGGUGGUGGAGAAAUUCAACACUUGGAGCCAAGUUCUGCGUGUUGAGUGUUUAAAGAGCCUAAAACAGCGUAUACAAGACGUAACUGACAUCACACUAAACUUUGAACUGGACACAAUCAACGUCAAAGCCGAGCCCGCAGCUGUGAAAUGUGAAACCCAGCCUCCUCCUUCUGAACUAUUGGAUAAUGGGUCCCAACUCGCUCUGCAAACCAGUGACCCUGCUGGAUCCACCAUUUCUGAGCCCUCCACAGCAGGACAAAGUGCUAUUGCCACAAGUGACAUAGCAAUGAAGGAGGACUGUGAGAAACCAGGACCUGAGAUCACCAUGGACUCCAUUGUUGAUAAUGAGCCAAAUGAAGAUGUAGAGAAAGCAGAAGUAAAGGGGCAAGAGUGUUCAUUAACAACCUCCAUCUCUACUGCUGAUGUGACUCCUACCUCUGUCGUUAGUGUUAACGCGGUCCCAGCUGCUUCCAGUCCUGAUCCUUCCAGUCCUGGCACAACAGUGCUCAUGCCUGAAGAAAACCCUGCAGAACUUCCCCAGAUUAGCACAGACAUUUUCCAGGCCGUUGUGGCAGCCGUUCGCAACCACAGACUUACCCGGGACAGCAACACCCAGAGGGAAGAGAAGAAGAGCUCCGGAAAAAGCAAGACAAGCUCAUUAACUGCAAAGGAUAAAGACGCACCAAAAAGAAAGUGGGAGGAUGAAUUUACAAAUGACAGCCCUUCUUUAGACGGCCAUCUUUUUCAAGAUUUCAACAUGGAUGACUUCGUUACUGUUGACGAAAUUGGUGAUGAAGUGGGAGACACAAGCCCCAAGCCUCAUAGUUCCUCCUCGUCUAGGCACUCCCCCAGAGCGAAAAAAGAGAGGCAAAGCUCAGGUGUGUCUUCUGUUGGCAAACGGACCUCAACGAGGUAUUCAAAAGACUCCAAGAGCUCAGAUUCUUCUUCAUUCUCCUCACCCAAGUCGACUAAAGGCUCAAGCUCUUCUAGCUAUGUGUCACCAAAAAAAUCCAAGGGCUCAUCUGAACCCACAAAAUCCCCUACCGAAUCCUCCACCUCUACCAGUUUGAGUAAGGCCUCUUCCCCUGGUCAGAAAACACAACAUAGCCAGACAAAAUCUCCAGUCAAAGCAUCAAAUACUGCAUCCUCCGGGUGUAGAACCCGCUCAUCCUCCGCUGUACAAGAAAUGGAAAAGAUGCCAUCAGUGGCUACAGUCAAAGCUUCAGUGGAGACUCAUUCUGAGCCUCUGAGAGAAGAAGCAAAAGACACUGAAAGCACACUGGCAAUAUCUGACCACACGGUGUCAGCAGAGGGCUUUGCUGUAAAAACUGUUGAGUCAGAGACAAAAAUAGAAACAUCAUCAGAGAUACAUCCACCUCUACAGGGACAUGGAUUAGACUUGAGCCAAUCCCAGAGUCUGGAGGUUGGUGUUAAUGUCAACACACGCCAAGGCCUGAAGAAAACCAAAGAGGAUGGGAAAGAAGACUAUGUUGAGAAACAUACAGAGAUGGAGGGGGACAACGACAAAUACAAAAUCCUUGGUCCACUUGAAGAACAAACAGAUGAACAGAUGAAUGAUGCGGACCAAGACGGCAGCUCUGAAGUCCAGCCAACUGCACCUGAGGGAGGCCAGACUUUGCACGAGGAAAGCUUUCAGGUCUUGGACAGUGUCCACGAUAAAGACACAGCCCGCCCACAGGAGGACAGUGAAAUUGAAAUAGACAAUUCUUUUCAAAUGGUGGACAGUGCUACCCAAGACCAAGCAGAUACAGGUCAAGAGGACAGUCACCAGGUCCAAGAUGAUGGGUCCACAGUUAAACACGUGUCUGAGGAAGCAGCAAUUCCUGCAGGUGACACAUCUGAAAAAGAUUCAUUAGAUAAAGAUCAGGAGACAAAUAAUAUAGGUCAAGUGUUAGAUACAGAUAGUAAACAAGCGCCAAGGGACAACGGAGAUGGGAAGACAGGAGAAGAGGAGGACGAAGUCAAAGUCCAAAUAUGUUCAGCAGAGUCCUGCAAAGACUUCCAAGAUGUGUUGAAUCCCGAUGGCCGAAUCCCAAAUGAAGACCAGCUGCCUCAGGACACCGACAACAAAGAUACUUUAGAAACCUUUGAGAUACUGGAUUCAAUUGAUGAUCAGAGCGCAACCGAAGACGACAGCCAAAACCUUGCAACUCCCAGUGACCAGACAUCUAAGGAAGACAUUCAGCACAUGGAAGUGGAGGAAGACACAUAUCAGGUGAUUGAUUCUGUGGAAGAUCAGCCACCAACUACAGAGACUGAGUCGGAGACUGACAACACCGGAAAAAGAAAGCGAGGGGAGGCGACUGCUAGAAAAGAUGAUAGACCAUCAAGGAGGAGUGGACACACAACCACAGCAUCCAGAAGUGAAGAGAAGGAGAAAUCGCCAAAAAAACAGGACAGGAGAUUUAAAAGAUAUGAGACACGGACGAGGUUGGACACAUCUGCAGGACUCUCUAAAAAAGACAAAGAGGCCAACGAGGAGAUGGUGUAUGAGAUAGUAGAUUCUUUUGAAGACAAACCGGUUCAAGAUGUUGCCACCACCGAAAUGUCUGGUAGACGGAGGAGUGCAAGAGGUAAGAAAGAGGAUAAAAUGACAUCUAAUCUUACAGGAGCAUCUGAAAAACCAGAGGAGGCUACAUAUGAGAUUUUAGACUCUGUGGAGGAUGAAACUGCCAAUGAUGAACCACUCUUAACAAGAUCCACCAGAGGAAAAAGGGAAAGAGCCACUAGAAAAGAUACUUCAGAUGAGAAAACAAAAGAGGACAAGGCAGUGAAAAUGAGACACACUCCUGUCAGAGAAUCACAGGAACAAAACAAGGAAAGAACACCAAAUAAAGAGGAGAGAGCCCCUCUAAAAGGUAGCACACCAUCAAAGAAGAGUGACGAUGAGGUAAAAGAGGAAAUUGACUUGGAUGCUACCUAUGAAGUAUUCGACUCUGUGGAGGACGAGGAGGUUAAGGGUGAUCGGCCCGCUACAAGACGAAAAGGAAGAAGGGGAAGACCGAAGAAAGUUGUUAAACCAUCCAUAAAAGACACAACAAAGGAGGCUGAAAAAGUGGCUGAUGAAGAAGAAGAAGAAGCAACAUAUCAGAUUCUUGAUUCUGUGGAGGACGAUAUGGUUAACGAUCAGCCCCUCACAGGACAGUCAGACGUGAAAGAUUCCAGCAACAAUGACGACCAAACGAGGAAAAGUGAAUCUCUUGCAGGAGCAUCCAAAAAUGAGGAGGAGGAAGAGCCUAUGUAUCAGAUCAUAGACUCCCUGGAAGACGAUCAAGGUCAAGAAGAGCCGACAGCCACAGAGAACAAGACAAAAGAUGAAACCCCUUCAAAAGAAGAGGCACCACCUGAAAAAGAAGACACAGCAACAUGUGGCAGUACAGUUAUGGAGGGAGGUGCCGAAGAGCUGGUGACUCUGGAUGAGGUGGGAGCAGAUGAGGCUGGAGAGGAAAGAGCGCCAGAGAGCCAAGAGAUGGAUGAGGAGAUCACGGAGGGGGAGCUGCAAGCACUUGUUACCCUGGACGAGUUCAUAGAAGAGGAGGAUGACAAUGAAGAGGCCAAGCAAAGCACACUAGAGACCCGCCCACCCAGCCAGGAGGACGAAUCAGAGGACUUCUUAAACUCAGAGACUUUGGUGACUUUAGAUGAAGCUGGCAAUAAUGACGAGAAGCCGGAGGAAGAGCAUACUGACAAAACCUCCUGUACCGUCCAACACCAUGGUGAUACAGUUUUAGACGAAAGUCUGACCUUUGUGACGCUAGACAAGGUGGGAGCGGUGGAAGAGGAGGAGGAAAUGGAAGCAGUAAAAACCAGGAGAAGAGGACGUGGCAAGAAGAGAAGCAGAUGGACCCCUGUGAAAAAAUCUACCGGAGGGAAAACCGUGACUGCAAUAGACGAGAGAGAAGAAGACUUGGAACCAGCGAGCGCUGAUGUUCUGCCUCCAACUCCACUCGAUGCGUCCUCGUCACCGGACAAAGGUCCGUCCAUGUCUUCAACUGACGGCCAGCCGGAGACCCAGAAGGCCGAGGUGGACGCAGCGAGCUCGGCUGACAUCCAGGCAGCCUCUGCUGGACAAGAGCUGCAGCCGGAGCACCCUGAGAACCAGACACUGGAGGGACGUGUGGAGGAAGGAGAGAAGGAAAAGAAGGAAGGAGGGAACAGGGCGGACAUUAAAGUUUUGAGUAAAGUGAGGAGGGAGCCUGUUGGACGUGGAGCAAAGACAUCUCGUUCUCAGUCUCCUUUUGUCACUACUGCCGUCAAACAGCCGUCAUUCGAGGUGAGACCAAAAAACACAUAACAUCUGGAAACCUAU